This is a messenger RNA of Ochotona curzoniae (black-lipped pika), 1309 nucleotides long. It is a transcript of the gene CEBPD, whose product is annotated as CCAAT enhancer binding protein delta. Lineage: Eukaryota; Metazoa; Chordata; Mammalia; Lagomorpha; Ochotonidae. Gene Ontology annotation, molecular function: DNA-binding transcription factor activity, RNA polymerase II-specific; RNA polymerase II cis-regulatory region sequence-specific DNA binding. Gene Ontology annotation, biological process: regulation of cell differentiation; DNA-templated transcription; regulation of transcription by RNA polymerase II. The record is from RefSeq and is a predicted model, not a curated record. The coding region runs from base 69 to 893 and encodes 274 amino acids. The transcript has a single exon.
AAAAGGCGGCGGGCCGGCCCCGCGGGGUGACAGCCGCACUUGGACUCCGAGCCCGGUCCGACGCCGCCAUGAGCGCCGCGCUCUUCAGCCUGGACGGCCCGGCGCGCGGCGCGCCCUGGCCCGCGGAGCCCGCACCCUUCUACGAACCGGGCCGGGCGGGAAAGCCAGGCCGCGGAGCAGAACCGGGGUCCCUCGGGGAGCCGGGUGCCGCCGCUGCCGCCCCCGCCAUGUACGACGACGAGAGCGCCAUCGACUUCAGCGCCUACAUCGACUCCAUGGCCGCCGUGCCCACCCUGGAGCUGUGCCACGAUGAGCUCUUCGCCGACCUCUUCAACAGCAACCACAAGGCGGGCGGUGCGACCGUUGCGGGCGCCCUGGAGCUCUUGCCGGGCGGCCCCGCACGACCCCCGGGCCCAGGCCCUGCCGUCCCGCGCCCGCUCAAGCGCGAACCCGACUGGGGUGACGGCGACGCGCCGGGCUCGCUUCUGCCCGCGCAGGUGGCCGCGUGCGCGCAGACGGUGGUGAGCCUCGCGGCCGCCGCACAACCCACGCCGCCCACGUCGCCGGAGCCGCCGAGAGGCAGCCCUGGACCGAGCCCCGCGCCCGGCCCCGCCCGGGAGAAGGGCACGGGCAAGAGGGGUCCCGACCGCGGUAGCCCCGAGUAUCGGCAGCGGCGCGAGCGCAACAACAUCGCCGUGCGCAAGAGCCGCGACAAGGCCAAGCGGCGCAACCAGGAGAUGCAGCAGAAGUUGGUGGAGCUGUCGGCCGAGAACGAGAAGCUGCACCAGCGCGUGGAGCAGCUCACGCGGGACCUGGCCGGCCUCCGGCAGUUCUUCAAGCAACUGCCCAGCCCGCCCUUCCUGCCGGCCACCGGGGCCGCUGAUUGCCGGUAACGAGCGGCCGGAGUGGCACAGACUCACCAACCGAUACCUCAGACCGAUGGCCCGCGAGCCAAGCGCGCCCAGCCCGGCCCCUGCGCUGCUCGGGCACCCAGACUGCUGCCCCGCGCUGCGCAGUUUCUUUGGGACAUGUGAGUGAAGGGAAGCUACAGCCAGGACUUAACCACCACUGAACUGCAAAAAGAAGCUAUACGUGUUUAUUUUCCCCUAAAUUAUUUUUAUAAUGGUAGCUUUUUCUACACCAUACCCUCUGUUGAUGCAGCUAAGGUACAUUUGUAUGGAAACAAAACAAACAAAAAGGACUUUUCAGACAAAUCCUUUGUAUUGUAGAUAAGAGAAGACUGAGCAUGCUCACUUUUUUAUAUUAAUUUUUACAGUAUUUGUAAGAAUAAAGCAGCAUUUAAAAUCGC